UUUCACCAUAGAAGAACGUGCCUCAUAUCCAACCAAAGUCAACCAUCGAUCGAGGCGCGUAGAGAAAUGGCUCCAGUCUCACUCCCCUACGCUCACUGCGAGAGUAAGUUACGAGCUCUCGCCGGCCAGGCUGAGGGAUUCGGCCGCCUUGCUACCGGUGGUCUUCAUGGAGCACUCUACUGCGUUACUACUCUGGCAGAUGAUGGUCCUGGGUCGCUUCGUGAAGCAUGUAGCAAGAAAGAACCUCUGUGGAUUGUUUUUGAAAUUUCGGGUGAAAUCAAGCUCAAAUCUUUUCUACCUGUGUCUUCAUAUAAAACAAUCGAUGGUAGAGGACAAUGGAUUAGGAUCACUGGCAUGGGCCUUAGGUUGGCCCAAUGUGAACAUGUGAUUAUAUGCAAUUUAGAGUUUCAAGAAGGCAGAGGACAUGAUGUCGACGCCAUUCAAAUCAAACCAAACUCAAAGCAUAUAUGGAUUGAUCGCUGUAGUCUUAAGGAUUAUUCAGAUGGACUUGUUGAUGUUACUCGAGGAAGCACAGACGUCACUAUUUCACGUUGUAAAUUUGGGUACCAUGACAAGACGAUUCUUAUUGGAGCAAACGCUGCUCAUUGUGAUGACAGAAAUAUCCGUGUUACUAUUCACCACUGUCUCUUUGAUGGAAGUCGUCAGAGGCUUCCACGUGUUAGGUUUGCCAAAGUACAUCUGUACAACAACUACACCAGAUACUGGGCGAUCUAUGCUGUGGGUGCCAGUGUUGAUUCAGAGAUAUACUCACAGUGUAAUAUUUAUGAAGCCGGACGCGAUUGCAAUGUGGCUUUUAAAUAUAUCCCUGAAAAGGCUGGUGACAAAAAUGCGCCAACUGCUGGCGUCAUUGUAUCCGAGGGAGACCUAUUUUUAGGUGGAACUCAGUCUGGCUUGAAACCUGGGAACUGCUCAUUCCGUCCAAGCCAAUACUACCAAACAUGCACGGUUGAACCUGCAACAAUGGAGCUUAAAAAGGCUCUCGAGUGGUUUGCAGGAUGGCAACGUGUUCCACGUCCCGGGGAUUGGUAGUUUUCCAAUCUCGAAAACCAGGCAGGAGCAUGGAUGGUGAUACAUGUUGAUGUUGGUACUUGUCUCCUUGUGGCCAUGCAUUAGACUAAACAUAUAUUGUAUGUCACGAAAAUUAGAAUAAAACAUACUAUGAACCUUUCCAGAUACAAUAUUAUACAUGAUAUAGUAUCCCAUAAGUGUUAAGUAUGUAUAAUGUGUAUGUUAUUUUGCAUGUAUGUAAUUUAAUAAUGUCAUGAUGAAUGGGAAUAAAGCUUCUUUUGAAGCUCUUUGAGCUA
This is a messenger RNA of Lactuca sativa (garden lettuce), 1325 nucleotides long. RefSeq names its product putative pectate lyase 4. Gene Ontology annotation, molecular function: pectate lyase activity. The record is from RefSeq and is a predicted model, not a curated record. NCBI's taxonomy places the organism in Eukaryota, Viridiplantae, Streptophyta, Magnoliopsida, Asterales, Asteraceae.